Knipowitschia caucasica is the source of this 891-nucleotide messenger RNA. The record is from the annotation of a GenBank genome assembly. NCBI's taxonomy places the organism in Eukaryota, Metazoa, Chordata, Actinopteri, Gobiiformes, Gobiidae.
AUGUCAGGGGGGAUCUGUCCCGUUGUGGCCCGCGGGGGGAGUCUCCACCGUGUCCGGUGCUGCGGCUGUCUGUCCAUCUUGGCCCGCGGGGGGAGUUUCCGCUGUGCCCCCUGCUGCUGCGGAGGCCACGCCGGUGGUGGGCUGCCCUGUGUGCCCGGAGGGUACAGGACUGGCAACAGAAGCGCUCAUCACGCAACCAUCUACUCGGCAACUGUGUGCUCCUCCCGGGACUGUGACGAGAAUGCGCAGUGCUCAUCUCAGGGAUCAAAAGUCACCUGCGUCUGUAAAACAGACUACGAGGGCAAUGGCCGAGUGUGUGUCCCCAAAAACCCCUGCAACCAGAACAACGGAGACUGCCCAGUGAACUCCACCGUGUGUGCGUUCAGCGGAGCAAACAAGUCCACGUGCCAGUGCAUGGCAGGGAUGAGACCAGUAGGGGGCAGCGCUCAGUUCGGCUGUGAGCUUGUGUCAGCCUGUUUGAAAGACUCCUGUCAUCCCUCUGCUUCCUGUCGCACCGGAUUGGACGGACAUGACAGAUGUGAGUGCAGUUCAGAGCAGAUCGGUGACGGUUGGAGAUGUUACGGAAACCUGAUGGAGCAGCUUCUAGAACUCGACAGAACCGGAGACCACCGCGGCAAUCUGACCGAAACUAUUGCUCUUUUUGAGAAAGGCUGCUCGCUGCUGUUGAACCAUGACGGUCCCUUUACAGCCUUCAUUCCACUGCUCAGGACUCCGCUCACGGGUGUGAAUGAAGAGGAAGUGUGUAAGAACCACCUGAUCUUAGGGGAACAUCUUUACAAAGACCUUGAGGGGAAGGACUUCAGUCUGUACGGAGGAGGACGGCUGCGCAGCAAGGGCAACAAGGUCAACACUCAAGACACAUGGAAAUAA